ACUGGACUGGCCCUGGCCGGGGUGAUUGCGGCGGUUGCUGGGGUUCAGGGGAGCUUCGCUCCGGCCCCGCAGCCCAGGCAGCAGUGCGGCCAGCAGCCAGAUGUGCACGGAGUCGCCGAAGCAGAUGACAGCGAGCAGCCCGGAGACCACGGGCGCCUUCAGGAACUAACGUGACCUGCUCCUGAAAACAGGUUGCCUGCGGAGCCCCGGACGCCCCCGACGGCGCUGACCGCCACCCGAUGAACGGCGGUGGCAAUGGCGCGGGGACGCGGGGUCGGUGCUGCGGAGUGAAUUGCAGUCUCACCAAUGGACCUGAUUGGUUUUGGUUAUGCAGCUCUUGUUAUCUUUGGAAGCAUUUUGGGAUAUAAACGGAGAGGUGGUGUUCUGUCUUUGAUUGCUGGAAUUUUCAUUGGAGUUUUGGCUGGCUAUGGCGCUUACCGUGUCUCCAAUGACAAACGGGAUAUAAAACUGUCACUAUAUACAGCUUUCUUCCUGGCCACCAUGAUGGGUGUGAGAUUUAAGAGAUCCAAGAAAAUAAUGCCUGCUGGGCUGAUUGCAUGUUUGAGAAAAAGAGAUGCUGCUCUACUGAGCUCCCAGUGUAUGGAAUGGAGUUCACAUUUGUUCAUCAUCCGUCACACGCUGGGCAAUCUCAUAAAUGAAUCUUCAUUUUAUUCUACCAAAGUCACCUAAGGUGAAUUUUGUUUUAAUUAUUAUUUUUACAGUUGGGGUAAUGAGUUUUCUAGAGUAGCCUACUGAAAGUAAGCGCUAGGCCAGGUAUUCAACACCCCUCUAUUCAAGCCAAAGUCUAGACUUUAACUUCAGUAUUAGUGUUUUUCAAAAAUGUGCCUGACAAUCCCUCAGUGGAAUGUGGAAUCCACUAGUUUAAAAAAUAAAGCAGAAAAGAAUAGAAAGUGUCAUGCGGAUAGGGUGAUAUCUGAGUUUUAAAUUGCAUUGUUUAUCCUCAAGGUUUUUCCGUAUAUAGUGAACUGCAACCUAACUUUAUAUGUAGACAGACUGUCACUCACUCUUGGGACAAGUAGUUGAGACUUCCUAAAGCAGGUGGCCAAGUCUUCAACUACUAUUCAAAUAAAAUGGAGGAGAGAUGUAACCAGUGGGGCUGUCUCUGUACCUUUCACUUCUUUUUCUCUGAUUAUAAAUAUUGUAUGUCCCUGUUGUUGUCUCUUUUUUAUCUGUAACUCUGUCCAAUUCUAGAAUCACAAAGCUAAUUAAGAGUUGUAAAAGUAUUUUUGUUGCAAUUUUCUCUUUUCACAUGAGUUUUUGGUUCAGCUGUGUGUAAAUCGUCUACAGAUGGAUGUGUGCACCUGUGCUUGCUCAUUUGAUCACGGUAAAUAGAAAUAGACAUUGAUUCAGUUCCAUCAAGGGAGUUUGAGGCUCUUGCUCUUGCUCAGGCUGCUUGGGAGGCAGAACAGAGCAGAGAAUCAGAGAAUGUAACCCAGCGGCUUCAGGGGUGGAUGUAACUAAAGAAUCACGAGUGUGAUAACAAACCCAGAGGACACAUGAAAAACAGCAGUCCCAGCGCCAGAACUUGGGUAGGAACAGUUACAUUUUUUCCCCAAGUCCCAAGGUCUAUUAUGAAACAGUGAGAUUAUUCUUGCAAAGUUUUGUUGUUAAGUUUGGGACAAAAAUGUACUUGUCUUUCCCAAUGGUUGUAUUUCUGAAAAAGUAUGUGUGACUUCAAUUUUAGACAUUAAAAUGCUUUAAGUGUUUAUAUGUUAUAUCGUGAAACUUGGUUAAUUUAACCUUUAGAAAGUAAAAAAAAAAUUUAGGAACAUACUUAAGUCAUCUGUCUUAGAACUGGAGACUGCGUAUUGUGCUUUCUUGGCAGGAAAAGGGAGGUGGUAGGAGCCAGCAGAAUGAAAGGGAGAGGGAGGCUCACACUAGUGUGGGAGCUGUGUGCAGCCGUGAGAAAUUGAAGUGGCUGGCACCGAGCGAGUCCAGUCCCCACUCAGCUCCCUUAGCCAUUGACUGAGGAUCACUUUACAAAGGGAGCUGAAUUGUGAUCUUACAAAGUAUUUAUCAGAACUCUCUUCCUGAUAAGUAGCUUUCUCCCCCUUCCAAAUUCCAAACACCAGGCCAAGACUGGGCAAAGUGGCCACAAAGCCCGAGUGGGUCAGCAGAAUCUGAGAAGGAAGACGGGUCUUGCUCCUGACCUUCACAGUCAGCAGCUAGGGGGGGAGUCUGCCCUCACCGCUGCCCUGGGAAACAGCCCCCAGUGUCCUCCUUACAGAGGAGCCCUGAAGGUCAGUCAGAGA
Molecule: messenger RNA, 2273 nt
Organism: Oryctolagus cuniculus (rabbit)
Lineage: Eukaryota; Metazoa; Chordata; Mammalia; Lagomorpha; Leporidae
Source: RefSeq, a predicted model, not a curated record